CGUAAUAAACCUGAGUGAAAUCUAAUAGGAGCAGAUAUCACUACCAUCAAAGAAAGCUAUCUUGACCGCAUCACACGACAAUUCAGAGGUGAUACUCGGUGAGAUAGUAACAUGAAGGCUAUACUCUGGUUGGCAGCCAUUUUACUCGUGGCUGUGGCUGAUAUCUCGGCUAAAAGCAUAAAACACCCAAAACAACAUAAGUCAGAUAAGAAGCGCCAUCACGACGAAGGCCAUCGCCGACAACCACCUGCGGUGGCUCCUACUGCCGCUCCUGCACCUCCAGGUCCCACUAUCGGACCACCCGCUGCUCCAGGCGCCACACCUGCAGUAGCACCAGCUGCUGCUGCCCCAGCACCUGCUGCACCAGCCCCUGCUCCUGCUGCACCAACACCUGCAGUUGCACCAGUUGCAUCUACUGCAGCCCCAGCACCCGGACAGGUGCCAGCAGUAGGAGAACCAACCACUGCAGCACCUGCCCCUGCCGCUGCACCUGCAGUUGCCGCUGGAGCAACACCUGUUGUAGCACCAGGUACAUCUACUGCCGCACCUGCCCCUGCUGCUGCUCCUGCCCCGGCUGCUGCACCCGCAGCUGCCGCUGGAGCAGCACCUACUGUAGGACCAGGUGCGUCUACCGCGGCACCUGCUGCCGCCGCCGCCGCCGCUCCUACUCCAGCUGCUGCUCCUGGACAGGCACCAGUGGCAGGAGUAGCUACUACUGCAGCACCACCAGCAGUUGGUGCUACAACGGCCGCCCCAACACAACCUGCUGUCGAAGCCGCCACCGCCGCGGGUGCACCAGCUGCAGCCCAACCUACCACUGCUGCGCCUACUGUUCCGCCCGAAAUCACACCAAGCCCUGUUCCCGCCAAAGACAAAGUGAAUGAUAAGACCGAGGAAAAGACGCACGCUAAAACACAGGACAAGAACAAGGAUAAACACGAACACAAGGAGGACGAAUCUGAGGAGAUAGAACCUGAAAAUAAUGCUGAGGAUGAAUCUGAGAAGAAAGUAAAGGACAAAUCUGAGAGUAAAUCAAAAAAUAAAUCUGCGGAGAAGGAAAAAGACAAACCUGAGGAGAAGAAAAAAGACAAGACUGUUAAGAAGAGUCGUCAUUGAUAGGACAAAUAUUUAGUAAUAUCCAAAUCAAUGAUCCUGGCUUGGACUUUAGAACAAAACCACUAAUAAAUAUAAUUUUGUCUGUUUUGGCGUA
Orbicella faveolata is the source of this 1210-nucleotide messenger RNA. RefSeq lists its product as uncharacterized. NCBI's taxonomy places the organism in Eukaryota, Metazoa, Cnidaria, Anthozoa, Scleractinia, Merulinidae. The record is from RefSeq and is a predicted model, not a curated record.